Messenger RNA from Brassica rapa (field mustard), 840 nucleotides. Its product is annotated as mediator of RNA polymerase II transcription subunit 32. The record is from RefSeq and is a predicted model, not a curated record. Gene Ontology annotation, cellular component: mediator complex. NCBI's taxonomy places the organism in Eukaryota, Viridiplantae, Streptophyta, Magnoliopsida, Brassicales, Brassicaceae. Gene Ontology annotation, biological process: leaf senescence; root development; cold acclimation.
CCCGGUCUUGUUGUAACAAUUAAUAAGCCUAACCAGAUAUAUACAGAGAGAGAGAGCGAGGGAGAGAGAGAGAGAGAGAGAGAUCUCCGUUUCAGCUCCGGUAAGUUUCAGAAGCAAUCGAACAUGUUAAGUUCUUGUAACAAAGAUAUUCUUGAAGUGGUAAAUGGAUAACAUUGUGGACUCGUUGAACAAAGCCUACGAGAAGUUCGUUAUCGCCUCAGCUGAUGUUCUCGAGUCCAAAGAGAGUGCAGGCGGGCUAAAAGCCUCUCUCACCGACGCUGCGUUAGAGAAUUUCAAGGAGAAGUGGGAGCUGUUCCGCGUGGCGUGCGAUCAAGCUGAGGAGUUUGUGGAGUCGGUGAAGCAGAGGAUUGGAUCCGAGUGUUUGGUUGAUGAGGCUACUGGCUUAACAACAACAACAACAGGAGGAGGAGGUAGUAACUCAGGCCAAAGCGUUGGCGCUGCGACUAGUCUCCCUCCCAUUAGCGCGGUGAGGCUGGAACAGAUGAGUAGAGCGGUUAGAUGGCUUGUGCUUGAGCUGCAACGUGGGUCUGGUGGUGCGGCUGCUGGUUCUGUGCAUUCUCCUAGGUUCUCUGAAGACUCCACUCAAUAGAGUGUGUGUCCUACUACUUACUACACACUCCUUUUCUAAUCUAAAACUUCAGCGGCAUUACUCUUUUGAGUCUUUAUAUUCUGACCAAGCAAGAAGCAAUACUUGAUUGCUGAACCGUUUGAUUUGUAGGAGUUUUGAGUGUUUGUUCUGAAUAUCAAGUAAAGAGAGACUGUUUUUAUCUUUUUGUAAUUCUUUUUAUAUUAUUAUGUUUCUGUUUGGUUAGUGUGGUU